CAAUCCGGUCGUCGGCGACGCUACGACGGCCUGUCAUCGGUAGGCAAUGCAACGCGCUGUGCAGCAACGGGUUGGACCUGGCCUAAGAUGGGUAGCGUGCUAUUCGCAGCUGUAUUCAUAGCAUUACACUUUGCCACCGGCGGCCUGGCCAACCCAGAUGCAAAGCGACUCUACGACGACCUGCUGAGCAACUACAAUCGCCUCAUCCGACCCGUGGGCAACAACUCGGACCGCCUCACCGUCAAGAUGGGUCUGCGCCUCUCCCAGCUGAUCGAUGUGAAUCUGAAAAAUCAAAUUAUGACAACAAAUGUCUGGGUGGAACAGGAAUGGAACGACUAUAAAUUGAAAUGGAAUCCGGAUGACUAUGGCGGCGUGGACACGUUGCACGUUCCCUCCGAGCAUAUAUGGCUGCCGGAUAUUGUGCUCUAUAACAACGCCGAUGGCAACUAUGAAGUGACAAUAAUGACAAAAGCAAUUCUUCAUCACACGGGCAAGGUGGUGUGGAAACCGCCCGCCAUUUACAAAUCCUUUUGCGAAAUUGAUGUCGAGUACUUUCCCUUCGACGAGCAGACAUGUUUCAUGAAGUUCGGCUCCUGGACCUACGAUGGCUACAUGGUCGACUUGCGGCACUUGAAGCAGACCGCCGACUCGGACAACAUCGAGGUGGGCAUCGACCUGCAGGACUACUACAUCUCCGUGGAGUGGGACAUCAUGCGGGUGCCGGCGGUGCGGAACGAGAAGUUUUACAGCUGCUGCGAGGAGCCGUAUCUGGACAUAGUGUUCAACCUGACGCUCCGCCGGAAGACGCUCUUCUACACGGUCAACCUGAUCAUCCCCUGCGUGGGCAUCUCGUUCCUGUCCGUUCUGGUCUUCUACCUGCCCAGCGACUCUGGCGAGAAGAUCUCGCUCUGCAUCAGCAUCCUGCUCUCGCUGACCGUGUUCUUCCUCCUGCUGGCCGAGAUCAUUCCGCCCACCUCGCUGACGGUGCCGCUGCUGGGAAAGUAUCUGCUCUUCACCAUGAUGCUGGUCACGCUAUCCGUCGUGGUCACCAUCGCCGUGCUCAAUGUGAACUUUAGAUCCCCUGUCACGCAUCGCAUGGCGCCGUGGGUGCAGCGCCUCUUCAUCCAGAUCCUGCCCAAGCUGCUCUGCAUCGAGCGGCCCAAGAAGGAGGAGCCCGAGGAGGAUCAGCCGCCCGAGGUGCUCACCGAUGUCUAUCACCUGCCGCCGGAUGUGGACAAGUUUGUCAACUACGAUUCGAAGCGUUUCAGCGGCGACUACGGCAUUCCAGCACUACCCGCUUCGCAUCGCUUCGACUUGGCCGCCGCGGGCGGGAUUAGCGCCCACUGUUUUGCGGAACCGCCGCUCCCCUCCUCACUGCCACUCCCGGGCGCCGACGACGACCUGUUCAGCCCGUCGGGCCUCAACGGAGACAUCAGUCCCGGCUGCUGUCCGGCCGCUGCAGCCGCCGCUGCCGCUGCCGCCGCCGCCGCCGCCGCCGAUCUCAGUCCCACGUUCGAGAAGCCCUACGCCCGCGAAAUGGAGAAGACCAUCGAGGGAUCCCGCUUCAUCGCGCAGCACGUGAAGAACAAGGAUAAGUUUGAGAGUGUGGAAGAGGACUGGAAGUACGUUGCCAUGGUAUUGGAUCGUAUGUUUCUGUGGAUCUUCGCGAUCGCUUGCGUGGUCGGAACAGCGCUGAUUAUCCUGCAGGCGCCCAGCUUGUACGACCAAUCGCAGCCGAUCGAUAUACUCUACUCGAAGAUUGCCAAAAAGAAGUUCGAGCUGCUCAAGAUGGGCAGCGAGAACACCUUAUAG
This is a messenger RNA of Drosophila erecta, 1812 nucleotides long. RefSeq names its product acetylcholine receptor subunit alpha-like 1 (gene nAChRalpha1). Lineage: Eukaryota; Metazoa; Arthropoda; Insecta; Diptera; Drosophilidae. The record is from RefSeq and is a predicted model, not a curated record. The transcript has 9 exons. The coding region runs from base 88 to 1812 and encodes 574 amino acids. Gene Ontology annotation, molecular function: acetylcholine-gated monoatomic cation-selective channel activity; transmembrane signaling receptor activity. Gene Ontology annotation, cellular component: neuron projection; synapse; postsynaptic membrane. Gene Ontology annotation, biological process: signal transduction; monoatomic ion transmembrane transport; nervous system process.